This is a messenger RNA of Rhipicephalus microplus (southern cattle tick), 4532 nucleotides long. RefSeq lists its product as uncharacterized. The record is from RefSeq and is a predicted model, not a curated record. Gene Ontology annotation, molecular function: GTP binding; calcium ion binding; GTPase activity. NCBI's taxonomy places the organism in Eukaryota, Metazoa, Arthropoda, Arachnida, Ixodida, Ixodidae.
GCGCCAUGAGUCGACUAUACGGCGAUAGCGUAUACGUGCUCUCGAAGGCGUUCUGUCGUCGAGACUGAUCCCUGGCGUGAUGCUCCGUGUUCUGGUGUUCGCGAAACGCGUGGAACGUGGCGAGUAGUUUUGUUAGUCGCAGUGGACGACACUAUAGAGGAUCGUGGACAUCUCGAAACUGAAAGAACCGAGUGGACAAGUUGGAUAUAUACCGCGUCUAUUGUGAUAGAGUGGGCCACUGAUCGCCGGCAGUGGCCUUACCUAUAGCUGACCCCUUGGACCAAGAUUGUUGGUACUUUCGUCAGCCGAUUCUUGAAUGACAACCAGGUUGAAGGACGGUAGGCCACAGACUCCGGGGGCCGAAAGGUUUGCGUGUGCGCGUGUUCGACUUCAGCCGGUCACUGUUUAAUAAGAUAAGCUCCACAGAAGAUGGAUUUAUCCUGACCCCCGCUGGGACCUGCUGAAGGGAAAAGGAUAGCCUCAGAAGUUAAGGCCCUGGCGUCUAAAGCCGGAACGGCCAAGCCGCUAUCCACGGAAAGCGUGCCGCCGCCGUUGCCGAACAGCUCCGCAGCCGGAACCGGAACCGCAAGUGACCCAAUGGCCACGCUUCAGCUGGAACAGCUGUUCCGCGCGUGCGACACCCGCGGUACGGGGUACCUGGACCGCGAAGAGCUCCGCAAGCUUUGCCACCGGUUCAGCAUCAGCAGUCAGGACGCGGACGCCAUAUUCGAGGACCUGGAUCACGACGAAGACGGCCGCAUAGACUUCCACGACUUCGAGAAAGGAUUUCGCGACUUCCUCACCCAGCUGCCGGGAGGCGACACGCCGCCGGAACCGGAAACGGCGGACGCCGCUGGUGGCGGCGGCGGCAACGCCUCCGGAGCCAACGCGAGUGCUCCGAGACCGUCGGAACUGCAGAAGGCGUUGCGAAGGGCCUCCACCAUCGAGUAUCGCAGGGACUCCGUGAUCAACGGUGGUGACGACAUUGCCAAGCUGUGGAACACGCAGCGCGCCUGGGGCAACCUGACCACCGAGCUUGCCAAGUCUGGGAACGUCAUCGACGAGGAGACACUCAACGACCUGUACAAAGAGCUACAACGCAGCGAAAAGCCUCAAGUCGUGGAACGUUUCGAGGACGUCAUUGCCGACCUGUUGGACAACAUGAAGAGGCUUCAGGAGGAGAACAGCCAGUUGGAAAGCACGUGGCUCAAGGAGAAGAAGGAGCACGAGGAGCACUUGCGGCGCAUGGAAGAGGAGAUGGACAACCAGGUCAAGCUUGUCGAGUUGCAAGCGAAGGCCAAGGUGCAAGAGGAAGUGGAGGCCAAGCGGAGGACGCUUCAGGCCAAGAUGAGCGAAGAGAUGAACGAACUGCAGUCGCACGUAUCCCUCUUCGAAAAGGUCGAGCAGUGGCUGAGGGCGAACGAGACGCACGACCGUAAGCUGACGUCGGUGCACUCGAAGCUGGACGAAGCGCUGCAGGAGAACCGUCAGUUGCGGCUAAGCCUAAUGGACACGCAGAACAACGUCGCGCUGACGCGCAGCGAGCUGGCCCAGAUUCGCUCGCAGUACGAGGACAAGUGCAAGGCGCUUUACGACGAACGAGAGCGCAUCAUGGGCGUACUCCAGGAACAAGGACUCGCUAGCAAGCAGCUUCAGCACCUCCAAGAGGCCAACAGAAAACUGCAAGACACAAACGACAUCUUGCGGAGCGUCUUGGAGAAAGCCGAAGCCGAGAAGUCGCACACCUCUGAUCAACUGGUCAGACAAGAGUCGGUGCUUUCGGACUAUUUGGGCGACUCCGCUUUCACGCCACCCAUGAGGAACCGAAGACCUCUCGGCGACCGGAGGCCCCUGUUCGAUCCUGAGGAGGAGGAGCGAGCGUCGGCCAUCUGGUCGACCCGGCCGCCGUCCAUGGACCAGCACCCGGUCCUGGACCGCAUCGAAAGCGAGGAAGAGGCGGGCCUCGUAGAACUCAACCACCGCGACGUGCGAGACGACCCACUGGAGCAGCGGCAGCAGCAGCCGCAGCUGCUGCAGCCCAAGGAGAACGGAGACGAAACUGUCGCCAUGAUGGCGGGAGGCCACUUGCAGCCUCCAGCUGCCGCAACGGCCACGAUUGCCGAAGAAGCAGACAGCGGCCUGUCGACCUUGCGUUCCGCGGCCGCACUGGACUCGGCCGAAGAAGGACGCCCGACCGACUGCAGCACCCCUCUGCCGUCGCUGUCCUCAGAGACGGUGUCGCUUCGCAACCGGUCGUCGUCCUCGGCGACGCCGUCGCUGCACGACCACGACGACAGCCUGGACUCGAACACCGCGGGCGCUCCGACAACGGCGUCCACGGUCACCGCGGCCGGCGGCCACGUCAACGGUCCUCUGCUCACGUCCAGGCCGCCGCUGCCCGUGCGGAGCACGAGCAAGGCGAGCGACCGCAGCGUGCAGUCGUUGCCGCCGUCGUUCGGCGAGUCCAAGACGUCGUCCGCGUCGUCCUCUUCGGCGAACGGCAUGUUGCCCAGUGCGCCCGGAGCGGGUGCCUCCGUGAGCAGCGAGAGCGGCAUCGGAAGCAGGAACACAUGGUGCAGCAUGGAGAGUAUCGAUGAUUCGCCGAAGCCGAUGAGUAGGGGCAAUCUGUCUUCAAGGAGGAUUAGCGAAAUCAAACGCCAACUUGGCGUCGACCCAAGUACGGCGAAGUACCACCGCCGAGCUCCGAGCCCGUCCGGUUCGUGCCAGAGCGUGAAGAUCACCCCUUCGCCCAGCGCCCUGAAGACGAGGCGGCAGAGGUCGUUGUCUCCGCAGAGGUCGGGCAUUCCCCCCGUGCCGCUUCCCAGGUCUAGGGUCACGUCCCCCGAGCCCAAGCCCGUGCCGCGGCGCCACCUGUCGAGACAGGACACGCCAGCGAAAUCGACUGACGAGCCCGACCUCGACAGGCCACUCGAGGAUGACGGCUACGUCGACGACCGCAGGAGGAGCUCGGUGGCCCAGAUGAAGGUCUCCGACCAGGAGACCCGGGGCAGCCGCAGGGUUUCGUCCAGCUCCACGUCUUCGCAGCAGCUCCACCGUCUCGGAAGCUUCACCGACUCGACGGGACCGCCCGAGCUCACGUUCAGGGUGGUAUUUGUCGGUGACGCGGCUGUGGGCAAGUCGUCGUUCAUCAUGAGGCUCAGCAGAGGAAUCUUCAUGCCGCAGCUGACCUCCACGCUGGGGGUGGACUUCCAGACGAAAAACAUCUGCAUCGACAACAAAAACGUUAGCCUGCAGCUGUGGGACACGGCCGGGCAAGAAAGAUUUCGGUGCAUAACGCAGUCCUAUUUCCGCAAGGCCGACGGCGUUAUGCUCAUGUACGACUGCACGAACGAACAGUCGUUCCUGAACGUCAGACAGUGGAUGUCUGACCUCGAGGAAGUGGCAUCCCGCGGCAUCCCGAUCAUGUUGGUCUCCAACAAGACCGACAUGCGGGACGUGUUCAAAAUGCAGGGCAAACCCGUCGUGGAGAGAGAAGCCGGCGAGAAGAUAUCACAAGAAAUGAAAGCCAUAUUUGUGGAGACAAGUGCCAAAGACGGUUCAAAUAUUAACGAAGCUGUUGGCGCCUUGACCAGGAGUAUGAUCAAGCACGCCGUUCCCCACGAGAAGGACAGCCUCACUCUCAACGACAAACAGAGCAAAAGCUUCGCCUCCAAGUGCUGCAACACCAACAAGUAAAGACGAAAAAAAAAAAAGAAAAGAAAGAGAGCGCGAGAAAAAUGGAAUGCCUGCGCGAUUGUGCGAAACAGUUUUACGAACUACAAAGGCCGAUGCAUGAACAUCACCACUGUUCUUUUUUUUUUGGACACGUGUUUUUACACUGCUGUGCUCGAACAUCAAACCUUGUGACAGAUUCGGUUUUUACUCCGAAGCGAUCUAGGUUGCUGCUACUGCAAAUAUAAAAGAGAAUCGUCAUUGAAAUGGACUUGUGCCUCGGUGCGGACGCCGAGGCACAUUGCCGUCAUCAUGAAGUCGUAGUGACGCCAUGUUCCUUUCCCUCAACCAUUUUGCUGUGGGAAUGGAUGUCGUUGCUAAGACAAUUUCGAUUGUUUCAGUAAUCGCAAGCGACGGACAAGUGACAUCGUACAGCUUUCGCUUUCGACGACUCGCGAUUUAAGUACAUCCGCCUUUUCUGGAACUUCUCGGUUUGUUAACUGAGAACGGAGCCAGAGAUCUGUGGCGUUUGCACCAGUCUCGGGGGUUGGGCGAGUGGCCUCCAGUGCGGCCUUGGUGUCAGCCUACUAGUGAUAGACAUCGUUUGCGAAUCCGUGGGCGUGAAUUCCACUGUUACACUCGUCACUAAGCAGAAAAAAAAUAAAUAAGAGGGAAGAAAAAUAAGUAAUAACGCUUGUUCACGUGAAAGACGACUACGGGAAUAGAGCAAUAGAAGGCGCUGUUUUCACAUAAACCAAGAUAGCCCAUCACCGAGCGCCAUUUUGUAUGUCGGUGGUCUAUGCAACGCGAGAAUACAACUGGUGCUUCGCAUGCUAGUGCGACGCUGGUGUGCCUAAAAA